Molecule: messenger RNA, 2118 nt
Organism: Procambarus clarkii (red swamp crayfish)
Lineage: Eukaryota; Metazoa; Arthropoda; Malacostraca; Decapoda; Cambaridae
Product: neurexin-4-like
Source: RefSeq, a predicted model, not a curated record
CCGCUCGGACAGCGCUUCGGAUUCGUUGUCCUGAGGUUCCAGGCUUUUCCAGGUAAUAAUGAUGGAAAUACAGUUGUAACAAACUUGUUUGACACGCCUAUUAUUGCACGAUAUAUUCGCAUCAAGCCAACAAGAUGGCGCGAUCGCAUCUCUCUCCGACUGGAAGUGUAUGGUUGCAAAUAUGUAUCAGAAUCGAUAAGUUUUCAUGGGAAUUCCAUGGUUGUGAUGGAUUUCACAAGAGUUCCAAUAACCUCUCUCAGGGACCAUAUCCGCUUUCGGUUUCGCACGACAUUUCCUGAUGCAAUGUUGAUGUACAGUCGAGGAACUCAGGGUGAUUUUUUGGCCCUGCAGCUAGUGCAGAACAGGAUGGUACUUAAUGUCAACCUCGGAUCAAAAUUAUUGACCUCACUGUCUGUGGGUUCAUUGUUAGAUGACAAUGCUUGGCAUGAUGUGGAGAUCAGAAGAGAACAGAGGAAUGUGACGUUUCUGGUUGACCGUGUCCGCAGAGAUGACAUAAUUCUUGGAGACUUCAAAAGAUUAGAUUUAAAUCAAGAGUUUUAUAUUGGUGGUGUACCAAACAUGCAAACUGGCAUGAAGGUUCGUGUCAACUUCACGGGUUGCAUCGAAAACCUCUUCAUAAACGGCACAGCUAUCAUUCCAGAGAUGCGAGAUGCUGAUGAUUACUAUUCAUACUACUACAGUCGUCCAAAAUACACGAAGAUUAAUACUGUAUCAACAUGUCCAUAUGGAGACUCAGCAGAGUUGACCCUCACAUUCCUCAGAAGGGAAGCUCAUCUCCGGUAUCCAGCAUUUGAAGAUCAGCGCUCACUCAAUGUUUCACUAGAUUUCCGGACUUAUGAAGAUAAAGGUGUUCUCAUUUAUCAUAAAUUUUCAACUGUAGGGUAUUUCAAGAUUUUCUUAGAUGAAGGUAAAGUGAAGGUGGAGGUUUCAGCAACAAAUACUCCAGGAAAAGUUUUGCUAGACAACUUUGAUGUAUCAUAUAACGAUGGGCGGUGGCACAAAGUGAUGUUUACCAUCGCAGAGAACAGCAUGGAACUCAGUAUUGACGAUGUGCCCAUGAAGACAGUACGAGUUAUCUCCAUUUUAUCUGGAAAAUAUUUCCUUGUUGGAGGUGGUGUAUAUGGCUCAGAUGGCUUCUUGGGAUGCAUGAGACGAAUCUCAGUGGUUGGGUUUAUGCAGAAACCUCAGGAAGAUGAAAUCAGUGACAGCAAGGGUGUGGUACUAGCUGCGUGCCAAAUCAUGGACCGAUGUGAUCCCAACCCUUGCGAACAUCACGGACGUUGUAAACAGAACUCCCGGGAAUUUUUAUGUGACUGCUCUGGCACCGGCUACUCUGGUGCUGUCUGUCACACCUCUCUCAAUCCAAUAUCUUGUGCUGCAUAUGGUAUACAGAACCCAGGAUCUAAGCGUGCUGAAGUAUAUAUUGAUGUUGAUGGCUCUGGACCUCUUGUGCCUUUCCCUGUCACCUGCGAGUUUUAUAAUGAUGGAAAAAUAUAUUCCUACUUGAGCCACAAACAUGAGAAGAUGACUACUGUUGAUGGAUUUGAGAAAAGGGGAUCAUAUGUACAGAAUAUAAUUUAUGAUGCUGGCAUGGAACAAAUUGAAAUUUUUGUAAAUCGCUCCAGCAAAUGUCGGCAGCGUAUACACUAUGAGUGUCUGAAGGCAAAACUUUUUAAUUCCCCAUCUCCUGAAGACCAAGAUUUCCAGCCUUACACAUGGUGGGUGUCGCGCAAUAAUCAGCCUAUGGAUUAUUGGGGUGGAUCGCUGCCAGGAUCACGCAAGUGUGAAUGUGGACUUAUGGGUACCUGCGUCACUGACAAGUGGUGCAAUUGUGAUGCUGGUUUGGAGUCGUGGCUGUUUGACAGUGGGGAGCUAACAGUGAAGGAACACCUUCCUGUACGUCAACUACGAAUAGGUGAUACAGGCUCUCCAUUGGAUGGCAAGAAGUCUAGAUACACCCUUGGUCCUCUUAUUUGUGAGGGUGACAAUAUAUUUGACAAUGUGGUAACAUUCCGCAAAGCUGAUGCCACUAUAAACCUUCCCCAAUUUGACAUGGGGCAUUCAGAAGAUAUAUAUCUGCCUAGCCGAGAUGCCUAG